AUAAUUCAAAGGUGUAGUUUGGCAUCAACCUUUUGGAUCAAGCCCUGUCUUCAUAUUUUCUAGACCGCGUUGGUUUUUCCCUCGUUCAAUUUCAACACAGUAGCAAUGGCUCGAGGAAGUAUAUGUUUGGUUUUUGCUGCUCUUUGUCUUUCUUCUGUAUCUGCAACACUGAAGAUCGCAGCUUUUAAUGUACAGACGAUGGGGGUCAGCAAAAUGGGAAAGCCUGAAGUAGUCAACGUGUUGAAGCAGAUAAUCUCAUUCUACGACAUGGUCUUAAUCCAAGAAAUCAGAGACAGCUCAGGAGAGGCUAUCGUUGAGCUCCUAGAAGAAGUCAAUAGUUAUUCAUCGGAAGAAUAUAAUAUGGUGAUCUCUUCACGGGCCGGACGCAGUUCCUACAAAGAGCAAUACGCAUUCUUCUACAAGAAAAACAAGAUGACCGUUUUGGAUUCUUUUGAGUAUCCGGAUAACGGAGAUCGGUUUGAGAGAGAGCCUUACGUCGUUAGGUUUUCUGCCCCUUCUACACGUGUUGGUGAGUUUGUAGUGAUGGCGCUGCAUGCUAAACCUGACGAUGCUGUAAAUGAACUUGAUCUUAUGGCUGAUGCCUAUGAUUAUACAGUCAACCAAUGGGGAAUCAGGGAUGUUGCUAUCAUGGGUGAUUUGAAUGCAGACUGUUCUUACGUAGGAAGUGAUGACUGGCAAAAUAUCCGACUUCGCACUCAAUCGAAAUUUGAUUGGGUGAUACCCGAUUCGGCUGAUACAACGGUCUCUGGAAACACCAAUUGUGCAUACGACAGAUUUGUAUUAGCUGGAUUAAAUUUAAGGGCUAUGACUUCGGGUGCUGGUGUCUUUUACUUUGACGAUUUCUUCGGUCUUGACUAUACAGCAGCAAAGGCUGUGAGCGAUCACUACCCCGUAGAACUUACUAUUGAUUAAAAACGUCAUGGAAAUUAUUCACUAAUUGCUGAAGAUGGUCGGACAAUUUUUUCUUGAAACAUGCUGAAAAUAAAGGCUUGAUACUGCUGAGGACGAUUACCCCUAUUCCCAUCUUAAUUCAAUAUCUAUCAAACAUAUGGGGCUAAUAAUUAAAUGGAUUAUUCUAUAUUAUUUAUCGAUGAGCACGUUGGUUCGUUUUGUUUCUGUUUAAGGUCAAUGUCAUCCUGGCAUAUUAGGGGUCAACAUAUACCGUAGAAGUAAUCACAGUGGUGAGAAGAGGGGGUACCUCACCCCUUCCAUCCCCUCCAAGAAUGUCAACUUUAAAUAAAUCAAAAUUUAAAAGGAGGAAAGGAAAAGAAAGGAAAUGAGUGAUUUUGAUACUAUUUUCUGAAUGAUAUGAAGAAAAAAUAAAAUGAUAAGAUUUGCAUUUUAAAAUGAUGAACAGAGAUAAAGUUUGAAAUAAAAUACAAAUGUCUCAUAAUGUUGUAAUUGCCAUGACUGCAUCUAACUUUGUUCAAACGAAAAGAAAUGCAUAAUGUUAAAGUGACACACUGUAAAAAAAUGAAGUGCUAAUUUUGCAUAGUGACUGCACUACGAGUGCUGAUUUUCUAGUUCAAAUUUAAACUAGAAAAUCAGCACUCGUAAUGCAGUCACAUAUACAAGCACUGUAAGUGCUAAAUUAGCACUUCAUUUUUACAGUGUAUACGCCAGACUAGAAAUAAUUGUAUAUUAAAUAGGAAAAAAACCGCUAAGAAUUCAUCAAGUUUUAUUACAAAUAACAGAGUUAUUGCAUUUCAAAGUUUAACAAUAUUCUGUAAAAGACAAAAGUUAUGCACUUUGUCAUGAAUAUGGAAUAGAUGGGUCGAUGAUGUAUCCCACUUUCUCUUUUACAUUAAAACGUAAUUAUUUCAUAUUUUCAUACAUUCAAAAUGAGUUGCAACAAUGAUUACCUUACACAUAUUAUUGUCAAUCCAUUUUUUGUUCAUACUUGGAGAAAGAAAAUUGAAUGAAUUCAAUUUCAGAUGAUCAAAUAAAAAAGAAGAAAGUUGGGAUAUGACAUCAACAGUUUCCUCAUGGUGUAUUUAUAAACAUAUACACAUAAUAUAUUCAUGCAACUGUUUCACCAAAUUAAUGUAAAACUUUAAUCAUUUUAUACGACAUAUGCAAGGGAGGCUCACAAGUGACAUUUCAAAGACAUAAAAUAAAAUCAUUAUUUUAUAACCUUUUUGUGGAUUUCGACAAACUGCUGUUCGCAUUUCUCUCAUUCUCUUCAAUAUUGCAUCUUGAAAAGCCAUCAUCAAUUCAUCACAUUUACACAUUCCACCAUUCUGAACCCAAAAGCAAAACAAUAUUACAUGAAUAUUGCAUGCAUGAUCUUUAUUGAAAUCAAUGGUAUAUUCAUUUGUAAAAGUUCUUAUUCGGGAAAAGAAUUUAAAAGGCAGUUGUAGGGUAUAGAUGCCUAGAGAACAAAACUCAGUACAUACAGACGUACUUGAUAAGAUAAGUUCUUAUGGAUAAUUGUUCGCACUAUUUUCUCUUAAUAGAUUACUAGUAUACAUAUUACGAUUCCAAUUCAGUCUCCGAAAUAGGUUUUUUUUCAUUUAAGAGAGGAGUCUUUAUACGGUUAUAUUUUUAUUGCAAUUAUAGUGUAGUUUGGCAACAUUUGAUUGUCGAAGAGUUGAGAACUAGUUUUAGGAUUUGAUAUAUAUAGGAUAAGUCAAUCAUGUUUGCUCAUAUCUUUAAUUGGUUAUUCUAUUUCAUCAUUCUGUAAUUGAGGCAUCGCAUCGAAUUUCCGAAAUGCUAAUAUGUCAGCACUGGGUAUACAGUGUAUGAUGUGAAGAAGCCAUCUGUGAUAUUCUGUUCCAAAUUAAACACUUUGCGUAAAUAACA
This is a messenger RNA of Lytechinus pictus (painted urchin), 2823 nucleotides long. RefSeq names its product deoxyribonuclease-1-like. Lineage: Eukaryota; Metazoa; Echinodermata; Echinoidea; Temnopleuroida; Toxopneustidae. Gene Ontology annotation, cellular component: nucleus. The record is from RefSeq and is a predicted model, not a curated record. The coding region runs from base 106 to 933 and encodes 275 amino acids. The transcript has 8 exons. Gene Ontology annotation, biological process: DNA catabolic process. Gene Ontology annotation, molecular function: DNA binding; deoxyribonuclease I activity.